Rhinocladiella mackenziei CBS 650.93 is the source of this 1017-nucleotide messenger RNA. RefSeq lists its product as uncharacterized. Gene Ontology annotation, cellular component: mitochondrial inner membrane; mitochondrion. The transcript has a single exon. Gene Ontology annotation, biological process: glycine import into mitochondrion. The record is from RefSeq and is a predicted model, not a curated record. Gene Ontology annotation, molecular function: glycine transmembrane transporter activity. The coding region runs from base 1 to 1017 and encodes 338 amino acids. NCBI's taxonomy places the organism in Eukaryota, Fungi, Ascomycota, Eurotiomycetes, Chaetothyriales, Herpotrichiellaceae.
AUGUCCAAUGGCGCCUCCUCCGCCAACACGUCAGUUAAGAGUUCCAAAAAGGCGCACCCGACCUUCCACUUCUUCGCUGGCCUGCUCUCAGGCGUCUCGAGCGCCGUGCUCCUUCAACCUGCCGACCUCCUGAAAACCCGUGUGCAGCAAUCCCGGGCCUCGUCACUCGUCCCCGUUCUCCGCUCCCUCCUCUCCGGCCCACACCCGAUCACUAGUCUCUGGCGCGGCACUCUCCCUUCGGCCCUGCGCACCGGCUUCGGGUCCGCGCUAUACUUCACAUCGCUGAGCUCGCUGAGACAGAUCGUCGCCAAUAACACUGCAAAAUUCUCUUCUACAGAUCAUGGGGCAAUAGCAAAUAAGAGCAGCUCUGUCCUGCCUAAGCUGUCCAAUAUGCAAAACUUGAUCACCGGCGCCACGGCACGGGUCUUCGCAGGCUUCAUCCUCAUGCCCGUGACCGUUAUAAAGGUACGGUACGAAUCGGAUCUGUACGCGUACAAGUCGCUCGCGUCGGCGUCUCGAUCUAUCUACGCACAAGAAGGACUCCGGGGAUUCUUCUCAGGGUUUGGCGCUACGGCAGUCCGCGACGCGCCUUAUGCGGGCCUCUACGUCGUCUUCUAUGAAGCGAGUAAGAGCCGUUUAAACAGGGCCUUCUCAGCCACGGCCUCUUCCUCAAAGGCCACUGCGGGCGGCGGUGGCAAGGGUCCUUCCUCGGCAACGUCCGCCACAAUCAAUGCCUCCAGCGGCGUGAUAGCCGCAGGAUUAGCGACGAGUAUCACGAACCCAUUCGAUGCAGUGAAGACACGUCUGCAGCUGAUGCCAGCCAAGUAUGGCAAUAUGCUGAAAGCGACGCGAUUGAUGCUCAAAGAGGACGGGGUGAAGAGCUUCUUCGACGGACUUGGGCUCAGGAUGGGUCGAAAGGCGCUGAGUUCCGCGCUUGCCUGGACUGUGUACGAGGAACUCAUUGGUCAGGCGGAGAGGUUCGUCGCGAGGCAUGAUGAGGGUAGGGCUGUGGUUUGA